This is a messenger RNA of Callithrix jacchus (white-tufted-ear marmoset), 3375 nucleotides long. RefSeq names its product EH domain containing 1 (gene EHD1). Gene Ontology annotation, biological process: endocytosis; endosomal transport. Lineage: Eukaryota; Metazoa; Chordata; Mammalia; Primates; Cebidae. Gene Ontology annotation, molecular function: GTP binding; calcium ion binding; protein binding. The record is from RefSeq and is a predicted model, not a curated record. Gene Ontology annotation, cellular component: cytoplasm; plasma membrane.
UGUGGCCGGGGAGGAUGGCAGGGGAGUGAGCCCCAUGGGACAGCCAGGAACUGCUGUCACCUCUGUAGUGAAGCCUUCUCUUCUCCCGCGCGCGUCCGGAGUCACGCAUGUCCUCCCCAGCUUGUGUCCCUCUCCCACUCCCACCACGUCGGCCCGAGGGGAGGUCAGGCCUCACGCUGCCGCAGCCAGCCCCGUGUCCGGCAGCAUGUUCAGCUGGGUCAGCAAGGAUGCCCGCCGCAAGAAGGAGCCGGAGCUCUUCCAGACGGUGGCCGAGGGGCUGCGGCAGCUGUACGCGCAGAAGCUGCUGCCCCUGGAGGAGCACUACCGCUUCCACGAGUUCCACUCGCCCGCGCUGGAGGACGCUGACUUCGACAACAAGCCCAUGGUGCUCCUGGUGGGCCAGUACAGCACUGGCAAGACCACCUUCAUCCGGCACCUGAUCGAGCAGGACUUCCCGGGGAUGCGCAUCGGGCCCGAGCCCACCACCGACUCCUUCAUCGCCGUCAUGCACGGCCCCACCGAGGGCGUGGUGCCGGGUAACGCGCUCGUGGUGGACCCGCGGCGCCCCUUCCGCAAGCUCAACGCCUUCGGCAACGCUUUCCUCAACAGGUUCAUGUGUGCCCAGCUGCCCAACCCCGUCCUGGACAGCAUCAGUAUCAUCGACACCCCCGGGAUCCUGUCCGGAGAGAAGCAGCGCAUCAGCAGAGGCUAUGACUUUGCAGCUGUCCUGGAGUGGUUCGCCGAGCGGGUGGACCGCAUCAUCCUGCUCUUCGAUGCCCAUAAGCUGGACAUCUCUGAUGAGUUCUCGGAAGUGAUCAAGGCUCUGAAGAACCACGAGGACAAGAUCCGCGUGGUAUUGAACAAGGCAGACCAGAUCGAGACGCAGCAGCUGAUGCGGGUGUACGGGGCCCUCAUGUGGUCCCUGGGCAAGAUCAUCAACACCCCUGAGGUGGUCAGAGUCUACAUCGGCUCCUUUUGGUCCCACCCGCUCCUCAUCCCCGACAACCGCAAGCUCUUUGAGGCCGAGGAGCAGGACCUCUUCAAGGACAUCCAGUCUCUGCCCCGAAACGCUGCCCUCAGGAAGCUCAAUGACCUGAUCAAGCGGGCGCGGCUGGCCAAGGUUCAUGCCUACAUCAUCAGCUCCCUCAAGAAGGAGAUGCCCAAUGUCUUUGGGAAAGAGAGCAAAAAGAAAGAGCUGGUGAACAACCUGGGAGAGAUCUACCAGAAGAUCGAGCGUGAGCACCAGAUCUCCCCCGGUGACUUCCCAAGCCUCCGCAAGAUGCAGGAACUCCUGCAGACUCAGGACUUCAACAAGUUCCAGGCCCUGAAGCCCAAGCUGCUGGACACGGUGGACGACAUGCUGGCCAACGACAUCGCACGGCUGAUGGUGAUGGUGCGGCAGGAGGAGUCCCUGAUGCCUUCCCAGGUGGUCAAGGGCGGCGCCUUUGAUGGUACCAUGAACGGGCCCUUCGGGCACGGCUACGGUGAGGGGGCCGGCGAGGGCAUUGAUGACGUCGAGUGGGUGGUGGGCAAAGACAAGCCCACCUAUGACGAGAUCUUCUACACACUGUCCCCCGUCAACGGCAAGAUCACGGGCGCCAACGCCAAGAAGGAGAUGGUGAAGUCCAAGCUACCCAACACCGUGCUGGGGAAGAUCUGGAAGCUGGCAGACGUGGACAGGGACGGGCUGCUGGACGACGAGGAGUUUGCGCUGGCCAACCACCUCAUCAAAGUCAAGCUGGAGGGCCACGAGCUGCCUGCCGACCUGCCCCCGCACCUGGUGCCGCCCUCCAAACGCAGGCACGAGUGACAGUGCCCAUCCUGCCCCUGCCAUCUCCAUGCCCAGCCAGGAGGCAGAGACGGGAGGGAGAGGGGAAGCCUCACCAUUUCUCGAGGUCCAUAAAGACUGAGCGGAUGUUUCCUCGCCUCUCGAAAAGAAAAACCACCAUCUUUCUUUUAAGGCUGUUCCUGGGCCUGGUGGGGGAGACGGGCUGAGAUGAUGGAAUUUUGUGCACAUGAACUAUGGAUAUUUUAAUAUAUAACGUUAGGGCAAUGUUCCUCGUCACCGCCGCCUCUGUGCAACAGCCCCACGUGCACAGCCUCUGCCUCCGGCCUUUGUUCUGCUCCGGCUCUGCUGGACAGUGUGUGCAGCGACUGUGACCGCAGGGGAGCCGGGUCACCUUUUGGCAGCUGCUGGGCCGGGGCUUCGUGGACAGGAACACCAGGCGCCCUCCGUUUGCUUCUGAGCUGAGGUUGCUUCACGGGCUGUGGCUUCCUUCCUCACCCAGCCCUGCCUCCCCUGUGCUCUCAGGCGAAGUGGGUUCUUGUGCCUUCCCCUCCCCAGCCCAGACUCCCCAAGCUCAGGCCCUGCCCUUCCUCCCGAGCCCCACCGGCUCUGGCGCGCCACCCUGCUCAGCAGUCACAGCAGCAGGGCCCAACCACCUUGGUCUUCCUUGGGGGUUUCAGGGGAGUAGGAGAACGUCUUCCAGAAAAAUACAUAAGCUACUUUCUGUUCUGUAAAGUGACACCUUUCAUACUUGACCGAAUUUCCCCAACCACUUUCUAAAGCUGUGAUUUUUGUCUCCCCUUCCCACCCUCCAGCCAAGGGGCAGCCCCACCCAGGGGGCAUUAGAUGUGGGUACUCGGGGAGCAUCCCCUUCUUGGACCCCAGAGUUGCAUUUCCUGGCUGAAGAAGGGUGGUCGUCCCAGCUCCUGCCUCACCCUCUCACUUAACCGGAGCUUUCGGAGCACUCUCCGCAGCAGGAGGUGGGAGGUUGGCGGUGGAUGGAGGGGCUUUAUGACAGCUUGGUGCUGGUGAGAGGAAGCCUGUAGUUCUGGCCAGGCUCUUUGUGUUCAGACAGUGGGGCCAGGGGAAACCCAGCCCCUUCUCCUGUAAUCCCCCUUCAUUUCCUACCUACCUUCCUCUGUUUAGCAAAGGAGGGCGGUUGACUUGGAUGUCCUUAGAACGCCCUGGCCCCAGGCUGAGCAAUAAGAAACCAGAGCCUUGUGGCCCAGCAGCUGGGCCAGUUCAGUCUGCCUCCCCCUCUGCCUGGGGCCAUAAGGCCCAGCCUCCAGGGCCAGGCACACUCGCAGGCCAGCGGCUGUCCGGGUAGUGGUGGCACAGAAGCUGGUGGAGCACCAGGUCCUGCAUAGCUGGGUGUCCCACCAGGCUCUCCCUUGGGGGUCUCAGGGAGCCUCCCCGCAGCGCUGCUCAGUCUACAGGAACUGGCCCGUCACCCCACACAGUAUUAGGUGAGGAUGGACGCAACACUGUCCUCCCCGGGAAGUCGCUGUUGAGUUUGCAGCGGCUUGUUCACACGUGGGAAGGAAAGUGAAGACUUUGUCCGUGCAUUAAAAAGUCCGAACUGUGCCGAA